AUGGUGAUGGAGUUGCAACGAAAACGACGACGACAAAAUCCACCAAGAUGGCUAAUAACGACCCUCCUCGCGACCGCCACUGCUUCGGCGACUUCUCCUACCGCGAUUCUCGCGGAGAGUGUCGCCCCAAGGGUUCGAGCUGGGCCAGUCAGGGGCCCUCGUCAGCUAGCCAGCGCCAACGGCAGAUACAGCACCACCGGAAACAGCGCUUCUUCAGAGGAAUAUGUGUGCCCUGGCGAGACGGCCUAUAUCGCAAACGGUGCAUGCGACGACAUGAACAACAACGUGUAUUGUGGGUACGACGGCGGCGAUUGCUGCUCCUGCACGGCGACCGCAGCUUCCGGCAGCAGGUCGGCCAGCGCCUCUCCCCCUUCGUACUUCAACUGCGUCGACCCCGCCGCGGCUUGCGUUGGUGAAGAAAACGAAGACGGCGGCAGCGACGUCGCCGACGACGCGCAACAACGUUACUCCUCUUCCGGCAGAGCCGCCUCCGCCAGCGACGAAAGCAGCGCGUCGCGUCUGUCGGAUUGCGUCGAGCAGUGGAUCGGAGACGGCGCCUGCGACGACAUGAACAAUAGCGCGGAGUGCAGCUACGACGGGGGAGACUGCUGCUCUGAGGACGGGGAUUAUUCGGAGUGUUUGGAUCCGGACGCCCUUGCUGCUACUUCCUCUCCCUACUCGGAGGAGGAGGAGGAGGAGGAGCAGGAGGAGCAGGAGGAGCACGAGCAGGAGCACGAGCAGGAGCACGAGCAGGAGCACGAGGAGCACGAGGAGCACGAGGAGCAGGAGUCGGUGUUUUUUUCUUCUGACAGCAACACCGCACCGCCAUCACCAUCACCUCCACCGUCCAACGCAACGGAGAGCAGCGACCCUUCGCUCGGAGGGGAGCAGGACGAUCCCGCCGUCUCGUCCUCCUCGUCUCCGCCGGGUGCGUCGAGCCGCGAAACCGUCGACAACAGCAAGCCAACCCUCGCGAAGGCGUUCUUCGGGAUCGGGGCGGCUUGCGUCGUUGUGUCGGGCGUGGCCUUCCUGACUGUCAGCUACUUUCGCCUCGCCGAGAGGCGGAAGCAAGAGGUGGCGGCGGUGAGAAGAGGCUCGAGUCAAGACCACACCCAGGGUGAUGGUGGGGAUGGACGAGCAUCGGGGAGCGCUCCAGCUGUUGCUAGUGCUGGCUUUCCUGUGACCGUAGCGGAUUGACACCGCAGGGUCGGCGGUGUUCCAGCGUUUUUUCUGUCUUCGUUUUUGUAUGUCUGGGGUGGAUCGUUCGCUCUGGCAUGGGAAUGCUGCAGGACCUGUUGCUAGAAGAAGCUCCUAGCAGAAGGAGAUACAGGACAUCGCCGAACCAGAGCAGGAUGGUUGGAUUUUGCAAGUGGGUCGCGAGCAAGUCGUGUCCUUUCUGCCAAUCGGGAUCGCAAAACACGACGCCGACAAGAAGGGUAUGAAACAAAUGCUGUUCUGGCUGUGUGCGCUGGCAGCGAUGGCCUUUUGUUCCCGUUUGUUUUCGAGCACGGGUCGUAUCUAUCCCCUGUUUGUUGGUCGAUGCGGUUUGUGCACGAGUGUUUAUGCACGAUUCUCAUGGGAAUCGCGUUGUUUUUUCAGCAGCGUGUUUUGUUUGGGUGAUGCCUUUUGGUGCGUUGAGCUUGCACCGAAAGGUUCAACCUGCCACCGGACUAGAUGAGACUAGACCACACCCACGCAUCGAUGAGAAACGUCCCUUGUCCAUUUCUUUGGUCCUGACUUCGUAGACGGUAGGUGAAAACCGUUGUUUUGCCUUCGCAGAACAGCCCUAGAGGAAGAGUUCGGGAAUAAAUCGGCCAGUAUUCAUCGUAGAUUACAACCGCCUCUAAGGCGGGGGGUACCAGAGCUGGCGCCUGAUACCUCCUUCGGAGUUUUGGUUCGGUGACCAGUCUCUGUCGUCACUGACGACACACAGGGGUUUUAUUUUGUGGCAGCGGAGGUAGGUGAGCUGAUAGACGGCGGAUAGACAAGUUGGGCAUCUCUCUUUACUUACUGACUGAAUACGUACCGUUUUUUUUUAUUUUAUUCGUGGGUGCCGUGUGAUAUACUAAGCUUUACUCUGAUGAUACUAGUGGCACGAAAAGGUUGCACCAAGCAAAUUUGAUUGGAUAGACAUGUUGGUUGCACGCGUAUUCAAAGUCUUUUGCGCUUGUGUUCCAUAAGAGGUGAUCUGAGUCGUCCGUGCUACAGUACGGUGUCCAGAGUUGCGGCGAGCUAUCGCUCAUGCUUGGGCGCGGUCUCUCUGUGAGACCUCCCACAAAAGCAACCACGGUCAAUGUAUUGUUGUGGUCAUGUUCAACUGUAAAUCAACGUGGGGAUAUAUAAGUAGAUGGUGUGUUGGGGCACCGCGAGCCCUUUUGUUUCUUCGGAGCGAAUUCCCAUCGAAUCGGCC
Molecule: messenger RNA, 2410 nt
Organism: Ectocarpus sp. CCAP 1310/34
Lineage: Eukaryota; Phaeophyceae; Ectocarpales; Ectocarpaceae
Source: the annotation of a GenBank genome assembly